Messenger RNA from Penicillium lagena, 1950 nucleotides. Its product is annotated as Zinc finger C2H2. Bases 1 to 1950 code for a protein of 649 amino acids. NCBI's taxonomy places the organism in Eukaryota, Fungi, Ascomycota, Eurotiomycetes, Eurotiales, Aspergillaceae. The transcript has 6 exons. The record is from RefSeq and is a predicted model, not a curated record. Gene Ontology annotation, biological process: regulation of transcription by RNA polymerase II. Gene Ontology annotation, cellular component: nucleus.
AUGGAGGACCCCACCAAGCAGCACCACGACCCCGACAUCCUCCAGGGCCUCAUGGUCGGCCAUGAUGCCCUGAAUCUCUCGCACUCGGAUUUAGAUGAUCCUUCGAAGCAACCCAGCCUUGCCUUUGGGGACUCGCUGCUGGACCUCCACUUGGGCGCUGACCUGUCCGCUGCCCAACCAUCCCCAUUCCUUUGGUCAUCAUCGAUCGAACCCCACGCUCUAUCCUUCUCAUCGUUCACUGCAUCCCGACUGGCCAGUGACCAAGAUGCCUGGAACCCACUGCAGGUCACCGGUGUGCCAGGUAAUCCUUCUUCUUCCCUGUUAUCUAUGAAUGUUGCCGUCGGAGACGGCUUCUCCCAAUACAACUAUCACACAGCAUCGGAGUGCGGUAGUCAGUAUAUAGGCAGCUUUCACUCGACAGACUCGGGGUAUGACACUGCUAGCUGUGGCACACAGCCGGUUGUGAAGUCUUCAUACGGCGUGGAUGAGAUCUCAAGUCCGCAGAUCGACGCUAAAGACCAAACUACCUUUAUCAAUCAGUCUUUGUCCCAACACACUGCUAACUACGGCAUCGCUUCGGAUUUGAGCAAUGUGCGUUCACAUGAUGGCCCCUUCAAAUGUGGUCAUCCGUAUUGCUCGUGGGUGGGCAAGUGUCCAGCGGACAAAAGAAAACACGAUGCUCGGCACCGCAAGCUCUUCAAGUGUGAUGAGUCUAACUGUACCCGUACAGAAGGGUUUGGCACCAUCAAUGACCUCGCCCGCCAUAAGAAAUGCGUUCACAAUAAGAAGCCUGAGCGGGGCCCCAAGAUGGUGUACAUGUGUUUUGGAAAGCAAUGUUUUCGUCGGGACAAGACAUGGCCGCGCUUGGAUAAUUUUAAGCAACAUAUCACACGGAUGCAUGGCGAUGAGGACGCAGACUUGUUACUCAAGAGGUCUAUGGAUUGGUAUGAGACUGCCGCCACCUGCUCGGAUACGCAGACUGUCGAUGAAACGGGCUCACAGGGUGAACCCAUGUUCGACACACCGCAAAAUCUGGCAUCCGCUCCAUCCGUACCGGAAAAGAUAACACUGAGCCGAGUUUCAUCACUCGACAGUGAUAGCGAAUAUAAAAUGAAGCUCAUCAAUGCAGCCCCAGAAGCAUUUUUAGCUGGCGCGGCCGACAAUCUGAUUAGGUCUAUGACUAGGAUUAUAAGCAGCCGCGCCCGCAAGGAAGGUCAAAAAUCCAAUCAGGGAAUCAAUUUGGAGACCGAUAGCGCGCAGUUAUCCAAACUUCAACGCCAUAUGCUACAGAAAGUGCUGGCAGCAGCGCUGGAAAGGCUCUCGGACGAGAACGCCGCUGCAGAAGAUUCGGAGAAAACGCGAGGCUGGUUUCAGUGUGAUACUUGCCCCAAACGCACUCGACUCCGUUGCGAGAUGAAAAAACACCAAAAACGCCACGAACGUCCCUACGGCUGUACAUUCCCCCACUGCCCUAAGGCCUUCGGCAGCAAAGCCGAUUGGAAACGCCAUGAAAGCUCUCAGCAUCUCCAUAUCCAAAGCUGGCUCUGCACAUUUCACGACUCGCAAACAGGCGCCUGUUGUGAGAAACUGUUUUAUCAGCAGGAUUCUUACACGCAGCACCUGCGCCAGCAGCAUGGCGUUCCCGAAUCCGGCAUCCGGGCCUCGGUCUGCUCAACCCGCCUUGAUAUGGCCAACCAGUCACAGUUCUGGUGCGGAUUCUGUAACCACACCGUCUCGCUUCGGAAUGACGGCCAGGCAGCUUGGGAUGAGAGAUUUGAUCAUAUUGACUCGGAGCAUUUCAAGAAAGGGGAGAGGGGCCAGGAUUGGUGUUUUCCGUUGGUUGGUGCGAUCUUUUUGUUAGAUCAAGGUGGUCCUCUGGAUGAGUGCCCUAGUUCGGCUGGGCCCCAGCAGGAGGGGAACCGGAGGAAACGCAAGUUGGCAGCCCUGUGA